AUGGAGGAAGGAUCCUCUGGUGUCUUUCCCAAGCUUUCUCGUGUGACAAAGAGGGUUCGAGCUGCUGCGGAUUGCGAUUCUGAGUACGAUGUGGAGUCGGGUUCCAAUCCCAUUUCGAUGCAGGGGUUGAUGCAAGCAACUAAGAUGGAUAUGAUGCCAGAGUCUAAGCAUAUUUCUAGGCCGACGGCUGAUCUGGUGAAUGAAUCUAAUGGUAAUAUGAUGCCUAAUUUCUUACCUGGUAUUCAUAGCUUUCGUGAUAAAUUGAUGAAUAAAGUUAAUAUGACCAAAAAUGUGGGGAUUGCUAUUAACUGCUUGGAUACUGAUUAUGAGGGUUUGAAUGAUGAGGAUGAUGUGUUCAUUUCUCGUGCUCAGAAAUGGAGUUUGGUGGGAGGGUGGAAGCUUAUUGACUUGGUGAAUGAUUAUUUUGUUGUGAGAUUUGAUUUGGAAGAGGACUUAAAUUUUGUGUUGACUGGAGGGCCUUGGAUGAUUGCGGGGCAAUACUUAACCAUACAACAAUGGCGGCCUGGUUUCUGCCCUUCUACUGCACACAUCACAAGAAUGGCUGCUUGGAUUCGAGUAUCUGCCAUGCAGCUUGAAUGUUUUGAUGUUUGGUCUCUUAAGAGGAUUGGCAACCUUCUUGGUAAAUUGUUGAAAAUUGAUUCGUUGACUACUUCGCAAAAUAGGGGUAAGUUUGCUCGUUUAUGUGUGGAGUUGGAUCUAACUAAACCCCUUGAUGCCUUUGUGCAAAUAAAUCAGAACUGGUACAAUAUUGAGUAUGAGGGAUUACCUGAUAUUUGCUAUCUAUGUGGGUGUUAUGGUCAUAAAAGGGAGAGUUGUACUCUGAAAUUUGUGAAUUUGUCCGAUGAGGCUGGGAAAGCUCAAGGUGCAGGAGUGGGACCUAUGAAUCAUGACUCUGUUGGGGUUACAAAAACUGUGAAGAUGGUUGAGGAUAGCUUGCGAGGCCCUUGGAUGAAUGUGCAAUCUAGAAGGCGACCAAAAACUAUUCAUAAGGAUGUUCCUGGGCAGGGUUCUGGUGGAAGGAACAAAGGGUCUCGUUUUGAUGCUCUUAAUGAGAUUGGUGAAGAUUUUGACAUAAGUGGGCCCGAUAAUGUUAACCAAGUUCCGACGAGGGGUGUCCCUAUUUUUAAAUCUGUGGAGGAAGUUGGUCAGAAAGUUUGGACUAAGUCUAAACAUGCUAAAUCGGGUUCUAGGCCUGUUCUGAAUGAUAUCUCCAAUAAGAAUGUGCAGAAAGUCUUUAAUAGUAAGGUAAUGGAUAAGAGUUCGGGCUCUUCUGAUAAGUUUACAAUGGGGGCUUCUCGACAUUCUCGUAAUCAGGUUGUUGGUGGUAGGAAGCCUUCUACUCUUAGUGCUGUCACUGAGCAUUUGGAGAGUUGGGGUGAUGGUCAACAUAUUCAUCAAGAGAAAGGGGUUUAUAUUUUUGGGCAUCAACCUCCAAAUAUAACAACACAUUCGGAAUUUCAUGAUGAGGAUACUAAUAUUCAUGAGGAUGCUACGGAGUAUGAUGAUGAUAAUGUUCUUGUGCCUAGAGGGAUUGAUUUGCUGGGGCAAGUUGCGAAGAUGGAUUUGGUUGAGGGCCAAACUAGCACUUCUGGUGGAAAUUUGACUAGUACUACCUUCAACACGGUUGAAGGUGCUGCGUGCACUAAGUUUAAGACUACUGUGAUGAAUUUGAGUCGUACUCAUCAUAUGGAUAUUCUAUUCAUUUGUGAGCCUAGAAUCAGUGGUGGGAAGGCUAUUGAUGUGGUUAAAUCUUUGGGGUUUUCCAAUUAUGAAAUUGUGGAUGCUAAUGGUUUUUCUGGUGGCUUGUGGUUAUUAUGGAAUGCUAGUAAAGUCACAGUUGAUAUUGUUGGUACCUCAGCUCAAUCUAUUUCUGCUUGUGUUUGUUGGCCUGGUCAAACUCCCUGGAUGUUUACUGCAGUGUAUGCUCAUCCUUGUAUUGCUAAGCGACAGAAAUUAUGGGAUUAUCUUUCCUUUGUUGGAGCUAAUCAUAAUAUGCCUUGGUUAAUUGCUGGAGACUUUAAUGAGAUGUUGAGGUUUUUUGCUGAUGCAACUGUGAGACAUCUCCCGAGGACCAAAUCAGAUCAUAGUCCCAUCAAAAUCUGCUUGGCUUCUUGUUUUAUUUCUUCUCCCCUUUCCAGACCUUUCAGGUUUCAAGCUAUGUGGCUUCAACAUGAGAAUUUUCAGGAUGUUUUUUUAUGCUUCUUAGGGUUAGUUAAGGAGUUUAAUGAUGUUCUUGAACAAGAAGCUGUUUUUUGGAGGCAAAAAUCCAGGGUUAAUUGGUUGCAGAAGGGUGAUAGAAAUACAAAGUUUUUCCAUCUUACAACUAUUAUUAGAAGGAGGAGAAAUAAGAUUGAAAGACUUAAGAAUAUUACUGGUGAUUGGGUUGAGGAGGCAGUGGGAAUUAAAGCUUUAGCUUUGACUUAUUUUUCUGACCUGUUUUCUAAUGAUCAUGUGGUGGACUCUGAGAUUGGUUUUCCUAAUUUGUUUCCUGGCAUAGAUGUGGCUGAUUUGAGGCUUUUAAAUAGACCAGUUGCUUUGGAGGAAGUUAAAGCUAGUCUGUUUAAUAUUGGAGGGCUAAAAGCCCUCGGGAUAGAUGGUUUUCCUGCUUGUUUUUAUCAGAGCCAGUGGAAUCAUUAUGGUGAAGAUAUCUGUCAGAUGGUUUUUAAGGCUUUUCAUGAGUGUACAAUUCCUAAGAAGCUUAAUAUGACUCUUAUUACUCUAGUGCCUAAGGCUCAGAACUAUCUUGCCCAAUCUCAUAACCCUAAUCAGGGUAAAAAAGGUUUCAUGGCUUGGAAAAUUGAUCUUUCUAAGGCUUAUGACCGCCUAAAUUGGAAUUUUAUUGAGCAUGUGCUUGUGGAGUUGGGUCUGCCUCUCAAUCUAAUUAAGUUGAUCAUGAGUUGUGUUUCUACUGUGAAGUAUCAAAUAUGUAUCAAUGGAGAGCUCACUGAGUCUUUCCAGCCUAAGAGUGGUAUUAGACAAGGGGACCCUUUGUCUCCAUACUUGUUUGUGUUGUGUAUUGAAAAGUUGUCCCAUAUUAUUUUUGAGGAUGUUCGAAUGGGUAAAUGGAGACCUGUUAAGUCCUCCCAAGCUGGCCCUGCUGUCUCUCACCUUUUUUUUGCUGAUGACCUAGUUUUGUUUGCUGAAGCUACCUCUAAUCAAGCUAGAGUUUUGAAGAAUUGCUUGGAGGUUUUUUGUCAAGCCUCUGGUCAAACAGUAAAUUUUGAUAAAUCUGCUAUAUUUUGUUCUCCUAACACCUGUAAGGAAAUAGCUAAAGAAAUCAGUUGUAUUUGUGGCUCUCCUCUAACUGAAGAUCUUGGAAGGUACCUGGCUGGUAGAGCUACCCUUAUUCAAUCUGUUACUUCGGCUGUGCCUGUUUAUGCAAUGCAAACUGCUAAACUGCCUACUAGCCUAAGAGUAAAGGGGGGUUUGGGUUUUAAAAAAACUGGUGCUAUGAAUCAAGCUUUGUUAGCCAAGAUUGGUUGGAGGUUGCAUAUUAAGGAUGAAGGCUUGUGGGCAAAGAUUUAUAAGGCUAAAUACCUUAAAGGCCAUUCUAUUCUUGAUGAUUCUGUGAUUUUUAGGCAGGAUUGUUCUUCUACAUGGAGAGGUGUGCUUCAUGGUGUUGCUCUUUUAAGGAAGGGUAUGUUAUGGAGAAUUGGGGAUGGUGGUACUGUUAAGUUUUGGAAGGAUAAUUGGGUUUUUGAUGCUCCUUUAAACCAAAAUGAUAGUGGUGUGCAUAUUUGUGACCCAUAUUCUGUUAUUUCCAGUUUUUACAGAGAUGGUUGGUGGGAUAUGGAGAAACUAAGGGCUGCUUUACCUGAAGAGCUGGUCCAAAGAGUUAUUAGUUGUCUUGUGGGGUUUAAUAAUGGGAUACAGGAUGCUCAAAUUUGGAAGUUUUCCUCCAAUGGGAUUUUCUCUGUAAAAUCUGCUUAUAAUAUGGUUUUUGAGGGCUCUACUUGCUCUGAUGUUGCUUGGACGUUUUUGUGGAAGCUGAGGAUUCCUCCCAAGUUGCAUAUUUUCUUUUGGCUUGUUUUUCAAGGAAAAAUUCUUUCUAAUGAGCAAAGAGUUAAAAGACAGCUAUCUUUGGAUGCUUCUUGUGGAUCGUGUCAUUGGCCUAUGGAGUCUAUACUCCAUAUUCUUCGUGAUUGUGUUAAGGCUAAGAAGGUGUGGAAUGCUCUUCUCAAUUCUAGUUAA
Messenger RNA from Prunus armeniaca (apricot), 4212 nucleotides. Lineage: Eukaryota; Viridiplantae; Streptophyta; Magnoliopsida; Rosales; Rosaceae. The record is from the annotation of a GenBank genome assembly.